AUGGAUCCGUCUGAAGUCGCCGAUGACGCUUCGUUCAAAGAGUACGACUCUUUGAUCGCUGGUGCAGGCUUCGGUGGUGUAUACCAGCUUAAGAUUCUCCGAGAUGCUGGCUACAGUGUCAAGCUUGUGGAACAAGGAUCAGAUUACGGAGGCAUUUGUGCUGUUCCCAGCUAUGAAAUCUCUGAUCCAGCAUUAUGGAAAGAAUGGACAUGGAAGCAACGUUUUCCAGGCAGCGAGGAGCUCCGCGACUAUUUCCAAAACGUGGCCAAGGUAUGGGACCUGAGGAAGGACACGGAGUUCAAUAACUUUGUGUCGUCAGCGGCUUGGGGUGACGAUGAUGCGAAAUGGGCUCUGAAGACUAAUACCGGGAUGACUUACAAAGUGAAGUUCCUACUGCUGAACACGGGUUUUGCAGCGAAGCGGUAUAUUCCCAACUGGAAAGGAAUAAAGUCUUUCAAAGGAACCUUCUUACACCCAUCGAAUUGGCCUCAUGAAGAGCCUGACUUCCGAGCCAAGAAGGUGGCUGUUAUCGGCACUGGAUCAACUGGCAUUCAAUUGGCUCAAGAGCUAAGCAAGGUUGCGGGCCAUCUUACUGGCUUUUCAGGUUUCUCUUUUAAUUUUCUUCCACGCUCAACCUUUGAUGAUACUCCAGAACAACGACUAAAAACAUAUGAAGAAUUAUGGAAACAAGAAGACUUCAAGUUCUGGCUUGCGAAAUACAACGACAUGCUUUUCACUCAAGAAGCUAAUCGUGAAGCAUACAACUUCUGGCGGGACAAGACACGAGCUAGGAUCAAAGAACCUAAGGUUGCGGACAUUCUUGCACCGAUGGAACAACCUUACGCCUUUGGAUGUAAACGCAUCUCGCUGGAGAAUGACUACAUUAAGAUGUACGAAAAACCGAACGUCUCUUUGGUUGACAUCCGUGACAAGGGUACACCGAUCCAGGAAAUUACUGAGACCAGAAUUAAAACCAUUGAUAAUGAGUACGAGUUUGACUACAUCAUCAGCACGACGGGAUACGAGGUAACCACAGGAGGUUUGAAACAGAUCGACAUCCGCAGCUCGUUGGGCGAAAGUUUGAGUGAACACUGGAAAGACGACACAAAGACGUAUCUCGGCAUGGCAGUGGCAGGCUUCCCUAAUAUGUUUUUCACAUACGGCCCGCAAGCCCCAACUACCUUGUGCAAUGAACCAACGUGGAAGACCAGGGAGUCAUUGAUCUAUCUUGGUAGAGUGCCGAAUUAUUACCAUAUUAUCUACGAAACGGAAGCGAGCGUGUAUGUUGAUUUCGAUAUGUCGUAA
Messenger RNA from Bipolaris zeicola 26-R-13, 1305 nucleotides. RefSeq lists its product as uncharacterized. Lineage: Eukaryota; Fungi; Ascomycota; Dothideomycetes; Pleosporales; Pleosporaceae. Bases 1 to 1305 code for a protein of 434 amino acids. The transcript is spliced from 5 exons. The record is from RefSeq and is a predicted model, not a curated record. Gene Ontology annotation, molecular function: flavin adenine dinucleotide binding; N,N-dimethylaniline monooxygenase activity; NADP binding.